GCUGGGUCCGUAAAGAAGGUGAUGACGGAGAACGAUAGCGGCAUUGAGCUGCUCUGUGAUGAAGACCCCUUUGUUUAUAGUCGAUCGCCUUCUCCAACGCCUACUCGGCAAGAUAUCCAAUUCUGCUCGUUAGAUAAGAAUCAAAAACUCAGCGAAGAAGAACGCCGAGAAGCGUUUAGUUAUUUCCUCAGUAAGGAGCAGCAAUUUGCUCCCAACCGUGAGUACUUGAAGCAACUGCAGUGUUCCAUCAAGCUAUCAACUGCAAGGUUUAAAGCCGUGCGUUACAUUAUCUUGGUGUGUAACAAGCUAAGUUUGGCCGUUGGAACUGUGUUCAAUGCUGCCAACUAUGUCGAUCGCUUCCUCUCUAUGAAUUCUUCCACGAACUGGGAAGGUUGGAUGUUAGAACUGCUUAGCGUUGCAUGUGUUUCCAUUGCAGCAAAGUUUGACGAGGUGAACAUUCCGUCCUUGCACGAUCUCCAGACGGAGGAGAUGGAGCACAGAUUCCAGGCGAGCACAACACAAGACAUGGAGCUCAUGAUCCUCAAAGCAUUAGAUUGGCGACUCUCCUGCGUCACCCCCUUUUCCUACGUCGACCUCCUCCUCCCUCUGUCGCGGCAGCACACCGAAGAAACCACUUCCGCCGACUGCGUCACCCACCUCCUCCUCCUCUCUCUCUUAGGAACAAGCCUGCUUCAGUUCGGGGCAUUCGUCGUCUCUGCGUCGGCUUUUAGAUGCGCUCUCCAGGACGACGACGGUGCUUCCUUCUCCGAUCUCAGUGAUCUGAUUCCGUUAGAGCACAUGGUUAAGUUAGAGGAGUGCUAUGAGAUUAUGAAGCAGAUUUGGGAUAAGAAGAAGACGAAGAAGAAUAACGAUAGGAGCCCCGUCUCCGUUAUCCCCGUGGAGAAUGGUGAUCAUGCCCUAGGCUGUAAUCUGAGGAUAAACCGUUGCUUGUUUACCGAGCCAAUAUCAGAAGAUGACUUUAAUGAGCAUGAGCUCAAGGACCACAAGGACCCAUGAAGUAAAUGAAGAACAUAAUUGUUAUAUAAUGAGAUCCAUUAAUACAGGAGUGUGAAACUAUUUAUUAUUGUUUAUUUCUGUCACCAGGUAAACAUCAUCAAUAAGUUAUUGAUAACUAUUUAUAUUUGUCGGAAACCAUUGUAAGUCCUCUUCUCAACUCAUGAUAGUCAAUCAACGAAUGGCUUCUUUUUAAGUUUGCUGCUGCUUAA
Molecule: messenger RNA, 1226 nt
Organism: Ananas comosus (pineapple)
Lineage: Eukaryota; Viridiplantae; Streptophyta; Magnoliopsida; Poales; Bromeliaceae
Product: putative cyclin-D7-1
Exons: 6
Coding region: 22-1017 (331 amino acids)
Biological process (GO): mitotic cell cycle phase transition; regulation of cyclin-dependent protein serine/threonine kinase activity
Cellular component (GO): cyclin-dependent protein kinase holoenzyme complex; cytoplasm; nucleus
Molecular function (GO): cyclin-dependent protein serine/threonine kinase regulator activity
Source: RefSeq, a predicted model, not a curated record